CGCGUUUCUUCGUCGUUGAUUGUCUUCACACCGUGAAAAUUCGGUUGACAUUCUAUCGUCACAGCCUUAGCUUACAAAAGCAGUUCUCUGCUGCAAGCUACAAGCUAGAAUGAGUUGAAGUUGUUGUCUAUGAUGUCAACUGACAAGGAGGAAUGCACGACCGCGGUCUUUCUACUAGCAAAGACAAAAACAAAAAGAUGAUGGCCCAGAGCACUCAGAUUGCUCACAGCAGCGAACGCAACGAGGCGUCGAAGCUCUCGUUCCGAGAAUGGGUGCAUGUGACUCGCAGCGACAACCUAGCAAAAAUCCGGAGAGACAAAGAGUUGCGGCUUUGUGGCUCUGUAAACCAAGAUGCCGAUGGGGUUCUUUCGCACGCAAUGGCACCGCGCGGAGUGUGGUUUUUCGCAAACUCCGAGCCCAAGUCCGAAAGUGCAACCAACGAAGGGCGUGAGACUGUUGCCCCUACUCCAGAAGAAGAUGAAGAAAGCAAAACGGCAACCGACGCGGAUCACAGCAAAAAAAUGCAAAUCAACAAAACCGAGUCAACGCCGAAGACUAUGUUUGGCGUUGCGAACCAGCCAGCGGUCGCAGCUGCGCCCGAACAGCUGAGCGCCAAUGCUGACAGUGUUUUUGGAAUUGCGGAGGACGUCAGAGUGUUGCUUCCCUCCAUCGACGAUUACGACGGUCGCACGCGCAGCUGGAAGACGCUGAUGUGGACCCUUUUUCAAGUCGCCGACGUCUUCGAGUACGGUUGCCGCCAAGUGAAAUACGCCAUUGUGGUAGAGAGCUCGCCGGAAUACUACUGGUUUAUGUCGCGGUGUCUCCCCGAUCAGGACCUGUCCGUCUCGUACGUACUGUCUGCCUCCAACUGCAGCGGCGAUAAUCGUCCCUCGAAUGAGAAGAAUCGCCAAGAGUGGAAGGCGAGUUUUGAUGCUGCAAGGAAAAACCACAGGGCGAAUCGAACCUCAUCUCAAGAAGAGGAAGGCCUGCAGACGAUGUUGAAACCGGGCGAAUCCGCGACCUCAAGCAGUAGUAGGAGCAGCUCCGGCAGCGUGUCCGUCGAGCACUGCAAACUGCUCAAGAGAAAAGUAGUGUUGCAAGAUGAGAACAACCACCAAAAUGCUGGUGCCGGGAGGAACACGGGGAUCCAGGAAGACGAGUUUGUCUGUUUUCGGCAGCACGACGCCCGGGCCCCCGCGGUGUCAUCUUCUAUCUCCGCAGGAGCUGGUGCAGCUGCAGCUGCAGCCUACACCCAGCAACCCUCAUUCGCAGUUGAAGAGCACGAUCCGCGGCCGUUAUUUUCCGACCGCCGGUUGUCGCUUGGAUGGGACCACCCAAGCAAAUCCUCAAGGGCAUCCGCAGCCUCUGCCUCGCCUGGCUUGCUAACCACGGUGGAAAACCUGCCGGUCAGUGGUGUGACCGAGGAACUGCAGCAGGAGGCGCAUUCAACCGCUGGAGCUCCGGGCAACUACCAGCACGAUCAACAGCAUCCGCUCGAACUCCCUGUUGGACGAGGUCCUGCCUACGAACCUGGGCGCGACAGUCCGAAGAGCGGGCUAGUUAUGUCCUCCUCCGGUCGGGUCUUGGACUUUGAUAUGGGCGACACGGAAUUCGAUCAGCUCUCAAGCAGUCCGCCUACAGGUGGGCACCCAAACAGCAAGCUCACUCCCAUUCGCGCUUUCGACGACGAGGGUCGACCACGAGUGUCAAAAUACAGCGAAUUGGCGGACGUUGAUGAAGAGCUUAUGGCAGUAGAGGAUCAUGAUUUCUCUAGUACCGCUGGUGGAAUAAUGCCGCCGAUUUCGCAGGAAAAAGCGCGAAUGAGUCAACUUCUGCAGGGAAGUGGCAGAACACCAGGCUCAUCCGGUGCGACGGAAGGAACGCCGUCAGCACAGCGCAAACCGCCAGAAGAUUUCCAUCUGCUCUUUGGAGAUGAAGUGAAAUUGCCCUCGUCAUCUACCUCCAACUCGAACCUCCAGAAGUCGUUACCAAUCGCAACGUCGCCUAAUCGAAUUUCUACGACCCGAGGACAAAACGACUUAGCAAAUGCCGGGAAGGCUAUUUCAGAAGCCGCAGAUGGCGAUGGAAAGACAUCAAAUUCAGAAGCUGCUGCAAGCGCAACUGAAGACCAGCAGCCUGGUCUGGCGAAGGUAGAAACAACUCUACAACCGUUUCUAUCUGCUUGCGCCACGGAUGAGGAAGUGGCGGAAUCCGUCGCUAGGAGAGGCAGUGCCGCAGCGAUGGCCUCUGCGAAAACGAUUCCGGAACCAGAACAAGAGGCAACAGACGUUGUGUUGACCCGAGGGCCAGGAACUCACGUUGGCAAUAAGCUAGCAGACUCGACGACCUCGAUGGCCCAGUGGACAUCACCUCAAAAAGCAGCAGCUGCAGAAGCUGCCGAGACAGGCGGGAGCGGAAAGAACAGGAGCAACAAUGCUGGACCCGUCCCCGCGCAACCCCAACCGUCAGCCGAACAGGCUGUGUCUUGGGCCGCAGUCAGUGCUGAAGAAAGCAAUACCCUUGUGAGUGUAUUCGUGAUUCCACCACAUGGAUGCUGCAUCACGUUCGCCCCCACCUCCGAAGACCAAGUCUUUCCCCUUUCUGCAAAAGGUAUUAAUUACGAUACUGACACUGCGCAGAGCUCAGGCGUCCCAGCAAACGAAGGGCAAAGGCAACAUCCGCUCGCUAACGCAUUUUUCGCCCCGAAGCAGCGGGUUACGCCGAGCCCCGGCAUUAACGGGCUAAAUGGUAGCAAGCCAUCUGAGAAAGCAAAAUCUCCUGGCGGAAAUGCUUCCAGCGCCGCGCACCAGACUCCUCCAACUGAAGAAGUCGAAGUCGAAGUACAAAAGAUGUCAGACAAGCGGCGGGAAAAUUCCGGCAUCGUGCAAUUGUAUCGCCACAAGAUGUCGCUUGUGCGAUUCCGUCUCUGGGCAGAAAAACGCCGUGCCCGGCUGGGAAGGUCUUCUGAAAAGAAAUAUGAUCGAACCCCAACUGCUGGAAUGCGAAUGGCAGUAGCCUCAUCUCUGAGUUGUCCGCUGUACUCGGUGAGAUUACUACUUUUUGUUCUUUGUUUCAGGGACAUAUUGAUACGGAGGCUUGAUGUUCGCUGUCUACUUUGUCCAUAG
This is a messenger RNA of Amoebophrya sp. A120, 3125 nucleotides long. The record is from the annotation of a GenBank genome assembly. Lineage: Eukaryota; Dinophyceae; Syndiniales; Amoebophryaceae.